This is a messenger RNA of Lactuca virosa, 815 nucleotides long. Lineage: Eukaryota; Viridiplantae; Streptophyta; Magnoliopsida; Asterales; Asteraceae. The record is from the annotation of a GenBank genome assembly.
AUGGUUAUAUGGUUAGGGUUUGAGGAUGCUCUUUUAAAUGAAGCCCAACUCCCCACCCUUCAUUUGCUUCCGCAACAAAAACAACACGGCACCACCGGCCACCGCACCACCACCAGCAAGCCCUCCCAUCAUACUCAAACAUCCGCAGGAAUGCUGGGAAGUUCUUUACCUUCUGCCAUAUUGACCAUUGACUCUGGAAAAGUUUUUGUUUUUUCUCUGGAUCUUGAAUCAUACUCAUCAAAUGCAAAAUUUUCACACAGUUAUCAACCUAGCAACAAUAAAAAACUUUUAACAACUAAAUUGACCACAUCCACAAAAUGGAAAAUACAAUCAACUCGAAGAACUCCAGAGAUAAUUUUAACUGAGGAAGAUACAAAGACAUGGGAAGCUUGUAGACAAUCUCUUUCACAAUUCAAAUUUACAGUAGAAGAGGAGGAUAAAAUAUUAGGAAAAGCAUUCGGGUUUCUUCAUUCCCCUUAUUGGGGUGAAGAACGUGAAAAAGUUGUACCAAAAACCGAAGAAAUUAAUGCCAUUUUGGAUUAUUUAAAGGGUUUAGGUCUUUUAGACGAUGAUAUCUCAAAAAUACUCAAGAAAUUUCCCGAGGUUGUUGGGUGUAGCCUUGAAAAUGAGGUGAAGGUGAAUAUUCAAGUUCUUGAAAAACUAUGGGGAAUAAAAGGAAAAUCAUUAAAGAAUUUGCUUCUUCGUAAUCCAAAAGUAUUGGGUUAUAUUGUGGAUUGUAAAGGAGAUUGUAUGGCACUCUGCACUCGGUGUUGGGUUCGGUUUUAAUUUCAAGAUUUUUGUAAUUUAAGUGUAUA